Molecule: messenger RNA, 2750 nt
Organism: Schizophyllum commune H4-8
Lineage: Eukaryota; Fungi; Basidiomycota; Agaricomycetes; Agaricales; Schizophyllaceae
Exons: 5
Coding region: 1-2739 (912 amino acids)
Biological process (GO): protein phosphorylation
Molecular function (GO): protein kinase activity
Source: RefSeq, a predicted model, not a curated record
AUGGAGAGCCAGAACCUUCCCCCUCUAGCAGCCAAAUUUGUACGCAAUGCGAAGAAGAGGACUCGCGUCUCAGCUGUCGAAGACUUUUACGCAACGUACGCUCGAGAUUGGCCACGUCUAUCGACUACGGAUGUGGACAAGCUUGUGAAGAAGCUCAAGGUCGCGGGGAACUUGCUGGAUACUGAGUGGGCAGCCCUGCCUCUAUCAAGGACAAGGACCGGUGGCGAAACUACUUGGUACAACAUCGAAGACGAGCACUUUCGUGGUCUUGAGGAUGUCUUCAAGAGCGUGAUUCGGGCUGCGGAGGAAGAGUUCUCUACCAGGUUCUCUCGCGCUUCUCGGACAACGAACUUUAUGUGUCUGCCCAGGCGAAGCAUGCAGUUGGAGACCAAUGGGACUUCGCCCAGAGUCGACGCUGUCAGCGUGCGCGUCAAGCCCUCUUGCCCUCAAGGAGCUCUGUCUGGUAGUGCGCGCAAUGGAUCAUUCAAGCUCCGACGAUCUCGAAGGACAGUCUUUGCCGCCGACACCCUUAUAACGGCUGAGUUCAGAGGGCCCUGGGAUUGGAGUCGGCGAGAUCGCCACGAGAACGACGAGAAGAUCUUUUGCCACGCUGCACAUGCUCUGUUCAAUGACGUCGCCCGCGUCGCCGCCUUCUCGUUCACCAUCGAAGGAACAUGGAUGCGGGUUUGGUGCCAUACUCGAACGCACACCGGACUCUCGAAGUAUUUUAAUAUAAACAAGAACCCUGGCGAACUCAUCCAAUUCAUCCUCUUCAGCACGUAUGCGACCCCGACACAACUCGGGAUAGACCCAUCCGUUCACCGGGUCGUCGACGAGGACGGCCUUCUCCAAUAUCAGUUCGACGUCUGCAAUCCAAAGACACUGGUCACUACCACCUAUCAGACCGUGAACCUCAUCGCAGAGCCCUCCGUCGCCGACAUCUACUCACGGACCAUGCGCGUCUUCGAGGUCCGUGAGGUCACGCAUCCUGCGGAACUGGCCAAUGUCAGACGCCUCGCUGCCAACUCCAACGUACUGCGCGACUUCUGGGUCUACGAGGACGCGGAGGAAGAAUCCUGCAAGCAAAGUGUCAUUAUCCAGGGUCUGAAGGAAGCGAAAGUCUGGGCGAGCGCUGCGAAGCACUUCAUGAACAUCAUCCAGGAUGGUAUUGUCCUAGGGCCAUCUUCUACUGCCAUUAGCUUCGUCCCUCCCACGGUCUUCCACGGCAUAACACCCACCCCUCACGCUGAUGCACAGUCCUACAAAAUCAUCGAUGCUUCGAGGGUGGAUCUCUUUGGCUCAUCCGAGCGCAAGGCUACUGCAGCGGCUCCUCCGCCACCAGUGCCGGCGAAUCCCCUACCUCUUCAAGCAAAAGUGCACGUCCGCACCGUGUAUAAGCAGGUAUGCAGAGACCUUUUCGAGGUCACGGACCCCGCGUUCUUCUUCUACGCGAUGAGUGAGGUGGCGCAGAUCUUACGUUACUUGAAGCUCGCCGGCUAUGUCCAUAGAGACGUCAGCCCCGGUAACUUCCUCCUGCAUUACCUGAAGGGGCCGCUUCCGUCCGUGGGGGAUAUGUCGAAGACGAAGCGCGAGGACUGGGUGACGAUUGUCUCCGACCUCGAAUACUCUCAGCCCUUCCUCACCGGCGAGGGCCAUGAUUCCAUCGUCGGCACUUCGUACUACAUCGCGGUGGAAGUUCAGACCAGCGGGUACUGGUUCAAGCCCGAAGUCGAAUCCUUCCGCGUCCCCCGUUCGCUGGCACUGAAAAGCUUCGCUUUCAAUCCCUAUCACGAUCUUGAGUCCUCCCUGUGGAUGGCUUUGGACUUUGUCGUUCGUCGCGCGCCUCAGAAGGUCAUCGAUACCAAUGUAUCUGGGCGACCGGUGAAGGAAAUCCUCCAGCAGCAUGCGCAGAAGAUGUUCAUAGCACGAGCGGACGGUUCUCAGAGUCGCUGGAAGUACUUGACGAGCUUCCGGCCGAUUAGGGAGCUGCGAGCGGACCUUCGUCUCAUCUAUGGGGAAGCGCAUCCUAUCCCCAAGCUGGCCGACUGCAUUGUGGACAUGCGCCAGGCGUACAUUGCGCUGCAGGACAGCGUGGAGACUCCGACCGUGCCCCUGGCCAACGGGCGCCAUGCGUUCGACCCUGCGCUAUUCAAGGACGUCGUGUACGACAAGCUCGAGGCGGUAUACACCGCAAUCAGCGACCACUACGCAUGCGCGAACAACGCGGACACCUUCGUGUGGGUGCCCAAACCUCCGGGACCCGUCUACUAUACAUUCUCAGGCGAGACGGACCCCGGAUCUGACGUCGAUGGCUCGUCAGACGAAGAUUUGGGUGAAGAGACGGACGAAGAGGGGCUUCCGAAGGAUGAUCGGGCAGAGGCGCUCGUUGGGAAAGGCGGCGAAGUGGGCGACGACAUGCACGUCGUCAACAACGGUUCGGUAGCGCGGAAUGCGUCCGAGACAGGCGCAGGUGUGGAUGGCAUUGCUGCAGGACCGAAUCGUGCGGCGCCCCCGCUCAAGCGGAAGCGCAACGAUGACAUUCAGCCCGAUCCACCUAUGCAGAAGGCUAAGCGCUCGCGCACAAAGGGAUUGGCACCUACGCGAAGGUCUGACCGCAUACGGAAAAUGUUGGCAAAGAAAGAUCGUCCGGAAGAAGCGCAGGUCCCAAGCGCAUCGCGGUCGAAAUUAAUCCGCAGCACGCAACGCAAGAAGACGCGGACUGGUAUAGCGAUGCAUUAGAUAUUUACGGU